AUGUUCUAUCUAUUGAGCAUCAUCUUGAUUAUGAACCUUGCUAAAAGUCAAAUUAUAGUUGACUUAAGUGAAAAUGAGUAUUGGACUACUUUUUUUAAUACAUCAAGUAUGAUUACUUUUAAAGUAACUUCUCUACAGAAAGAGUUUUGUUACGUUAAAAUUGAGUUAUCCUCUAAAGAUCCUACCUUUUAAUUGAUGGCAGAUUAUAAAAUUAGACCGAAUAUCAGUUUGAUUUCAUCGUAUAAAUAAGGAGAAAAGAUUGACAGAAUAAGUCAACUUGAAAAUAGAGAAACUAGAUUCUUAAAGUUGAAGGGAAAAAUUGGAACAAUAUAUAUAACAACUACAGCUGAUUAUAAAUAUAAUUAAUUUUAGAUUACUAUCACUGGUAAUAAUGAAGUUUAAUGUGACAAUGAAUGUAAUAAUAAUGGAAUUUGUAAAAGUGAUGGUUGUCAUUGCCAGAGUUCCUAGAUCGGUAAUGAUUGUCAUCAAUUAGCAACGGAAUUAUAAGGAGGUUUUCAAAGAGAUGUAGAUUUUCUGAUUGAUGAAACAAUUAAGUUCAUCUCAAUUGAUCUCUCUUAUUUUAUUGGAUAACAAUUGAAGCUGGAAUUCGAAGCUGAUUGUGACGACUGCUUAACUAUUAUCAUUUAUAAAACUAAAGCUCUUUUAGGGCCAGAAGAUUCCUUAAAUAGCAAUUAUACUUAAUUAUUUUACAUGACUGAUGGAUCUACUAUUAUUCAAACAUAGAUACCACAAACAUUGCCGACUUCAUAAUAAAUUCUAUAUCUUGCAGUCUCCAAAUAGUAUUCUAUUUAUGAAAGUCCUCAUCUAAAAGUUAAAUGUAACUAUUUUUCUGAACCUAUUGAUGAUUCAACUGAUUAUAGUAAUAAAUUACUAUAUAUUAUCAUCCCAACCGUUAUGGGGUCGAUACUGUGUUUUAUCAUUGUAGGAUGUCUAUUAAGAAGGAAAAGGACCUAUAUAAGUCAAACUGCCUAGGUUGCACAAGAUCCAUUUUCUAAUUAAAAUAGAAAUGCAAAUGCUCAAGAUCCAUUUUCUUAGUAGAUUAGAAUGGUAGCUUUUCAUAAUCCUAUACAACAAUAAUAUCCUUAAUAACAAUUUCCAGCUUCCUAAUUUCUUUGGCAAAAGGAAGAAAAUAAUAAUGAUGAAAAUGAUAAAUGUAUUAUCUGCUUGAUGUCACUUAAUAAUUAUAAUAAUCGGACAAUUAGAAUUAGAUGCGGGUAUAUACAAUUAUUAAAGUUAGUCAUAUAUUCCAUAGAAAUUGCAUCCAAGAAUGGUGUUAAAAAUAGAUAUAAUCAAAAAAGGAUCACUAAAGCGAUUGCCCCUACUGUAGAUAACCUAUGGAUCUAAAUGAAAUUUUUUGAUGCAUCCAUCUUCAAUAAUUUAUAAUCAUUUUAUAUUUUAUUAUUAUUAUUAAUUCCUUUAAGGAUAGCCUAGAAAUUAAUUCUACUUCAACUUUAAGUAAAAAUGAUCAUAUAUCUUUCUCUAUUAUCCUACUGUGUUUCCUAGAUAAUUGAAGUUAAGUUCAAUAGAUCAAAAUGGGAAGGUGAAUUUCAAAGUUCACCCAACAAUACUUAUAGAAUUACAUAAUCAGAAUAGUAAGAAGUAUUAUACACAAUUGAAGUACGUUUUGAUGAGAUGAAUCAAGAUUUUAUGUUGUUAGCUAACAAUCUUGAACCUAUUUCUAAUCCUUUUUCUCCAAAUCUCAAAGAUGGAGAAAAUAUUGAUUUGAUAAAUCUCUAUGAAAACAGACUAGAGAGAUUUCUCUCAAUCUCAUCAUCUGCUGGCGACAUAUAUAUUACUACUAUUAGUAACAUUGAGGGUAGAACUUACAGGAUUAUAAUAAAAAAUAAUCUAUCUUGGUAAAUUUUUGAUAAAGGUUGGUAUUUUGACAGAUGCUAAAACGGUUGCAAUAACUAAGGAUAUUGCGCAUAUAAGGAAUGCAAAUGUUCUAAAGAAUAUAUAGGAGUCGAUUGUAAAUACUUUGCUACACAAAUGCAGAAUAACUAUAUAUUCAAACCAAACUUUACCAGAGGGAAUGAUUUUGCUUUAAUGUCAUUUCCCAUGGAUGGCUUUUUGCUGGCUGAUAAAUUUAUUUUAAAAUUCCAAACAAGUGAUGACUAUGGUUACUAGAUAAUUGUCUACAAAACAAAUGCUAUUAUUAAUCCUUCGAAUAAACUCAUACAUAACACAGACUUAUGUGAUUUGUAUGAAGUUUCUAAAAACAAAGAAUUAGAAUUUAAUAUCCUAACAAUUUAUAGACCUCAGGGUUAUAAAUUAAAUUUUGGAAUUAAAUCUAUUAAUACAAAUUUUGACUCGCAAGAUUUAGAGAUCUUGUUAGUUGAUUCGUUUAAACUAGUGGUUAAAAAUAGAAGUAAAGAUGUUUUACUUUCAAUCAUGAUCUACUCUUGUGUCCCUUGUAUUUGCAUAUCAUUUUGUGAAUUUAUUCUUCUCUUAAUGCAGAGAAUACAAACACAAAUACAAACACAAACACAAACACAAACACAAACACAAACACAAACACAAACACAAACACAAACACAAACACAAACACAAACACAAACACAAAAUUCUUCUAUUAAUUCGUUUCUCCCUUAAUAAAUCAACUCAGAAGAAGAAUGUAGCAUUUGCUUAGAAUCCCUCAAUUCAGCUUAACUGAAAUAAACUAUAUGCAAUCAUUUAUUCCAUAUCUAAUGUAUAAAUUUAUGGUUGUAAAAGGGAAAUCAUAAAUGCCCUUUAUGUAGAUCGAAGCUUAAAUUUAAAAUAUAAAAUAUCACAAAUUGA
Molecule: messenger RNA, 2799 nt
Organism: Paramecium tetraurelia
Lineage: Eukaryota; Ciliophora; Oligohymenophorea; Peniculida; Parameciidae
Exons: 9
Source: RefSeq, a predicted model, not a curated record